Phlebotomus argentipes is the source of this 1358-nucleotide messenger RNA. It is a transcript of the gene sNPF, whose product is annotated as short neuropeptide F. The coding region runs from base 287 to 940 and encodes 217 amino acids. The record is from RefSeq and is a predicted model, not a curated record. The transcript is spliced from 8 exons. NCBI's taxonomy places the organism in Eukaryota, Metazoa, Arthropoda, Insecta, Diptera, Psychodidae.
GCUCCAACACGGCGCCAAAGUGAAGAAGCCUCCCUGAACAGCACAGUGCCGAGGAAUCUUUCUCCAAAGAAGGGACAGUGAACGGUUGCUCCUCUAGAAGGAAGACUCUUCCUUCGUUCUGGAGUGAAGCAGAGCCGCAGUUCUUUUGUGAUUGUGAGCAGUGGAAAAGUGUGUGCAAAAAAUUAUACCUUUGUGGAAAUUUGCCGUUUUCCUCCGGAGUUUCUUUCUACUGCAUUGUAUGACUUUUACGCUCACCACUAGAAAAUCUUAAAAAGAGGAAGGAAAAAUGAAUGGCGCCAAACAAUCUCUUCUGAUAUUUGUUCUGAUUCUUGCGAUUCGGAUGCUUAUGGCAGCUCCUGCUCUGGAUACGGAGAGUUCGAUAAAUGAUCUGUACGAGAGCUUACUACAGCGAGAAUACACUGGUCCCAUUUCACUUUCCGAUCACCAAGUGGAGCGCAAAGCUGUGAGAUCGCCCUCCCUGAGACUACGCUUUGGCCGACGCAGCGAUCCCAGCUUCAAUCCCUUUCAGCAGAUGGAGAAAAUCAACCAAAAACCUAUCCGAUCACCAUCCCUGAGACUUCGGUUUGGACGACGAAACGACCCAUUGUUUCCCACCUUCAAUCAGGACUUACUAAAUGAUGAGCUCUCCUUCAAACGGCCAGAACGAAAGCCAGCCAGCCGCCUUCGCUGGGGACGAAGUGCUGCCACGACCAGUGAAAAUUCAAACGAGGAAUUGGGAAAUCCUGGGGAUGUUCAAAUGACACGCGAGGAGAGGAAGCCAGCUAGACUGCGCUGGGGACGCAGCGAUGGCGGGAACUUAAGGAACAGCAUUUUGACUGAUGAAGAAAUCAAUCUCUUGGCUCAACUUCUUCUUCAGGAUCAGGAAUCCCUGAAUAAUUUCCUUGGAAAACCCACGGAAAACCACAUGACUCUCAAUUAAGUCUCCUUCAUUUAUCAAAUGUAAACACCAACAAGGAAUCUUUAGACUUUCUUCAUCCUUCACAUAGUGUAAAAAACAACCCCCUUAAGUGCGCGAGAGAGAGAGAGAAAUUGAUGGAAAUCACCAAGAAAAUACAAUUCUUAGGAAAAAUGAAAAAAAAAUCGUGCGACAGUGAAAUCUUUUCCAGAAUAAAAUGUUUAAAAGAAAAAAAUCACUUUACGUCAUAACGUAUAACUGAAGCCAGAAGAUGUUUUUGCGGAAAAAUUUAUCUACCAUCCGGAAAAGAAACCUCAAAUGAGCACAAAAAAUAUCUGUUGGGCUACAGAGUUUAUAUUGAAGAAGUUAUCUUGAGGAAAGAGAGGUAAACCUAAAGGAAAAAGUCAUUAAAAAAUAUAUGUAACUAACUAUUGAGAGAAAA